AUGGAGACAAAGAUCGCCGACAAGCUACUCCUCACGGGGGAUUUAUGCAUUUCCGCAAUGGCUGUUGGCCUCUUCUGGUCGGCAUCUUCCGGAAACUUCCGAGAGAAGCUCUGGGAGCAUGGAGGUAUCAAGGGCUGGAAUUCGAACCCGAACCUUCGGAUAUACUUCUACGCGAACUACGAAGAACCGCCCGAGAUCCCGUUGAUCUGGUCACAGAGUCUCACCGACGCCAUGCUCGCCGUUGCUCUGCUAUCCCUGGUCCUCCUGGCAGCCCGGGUGACCUUGGCAUAUUUUGGUCAUAUGUCUCGGACGGUCUCGCUGAUCUACGACGCCUUGCUCGUCUUUUUCUGGCUCCACAGUAUCGAGUCUCAGGCUUCGGGCGACUUCUCGGACCCCGAGCACCCGAGCCCUCGUCCGUGGUACCUGACGCACCACUGUCGGGGCCAGGUGGUGACGGCGUGCCGGGUUGCCCAGGCCAACUUUGCAAUAUCGAUCCUCGCGGCGCUCUUUUACGGCGUAAGGCUUCUGGCCACGGCCGCGGGGGCUGUGGAAGCCUAUCGGGAGUAUCGAAAGGGCGGGUAUCGACUUGAUCCGGUGGACCUGGACCUCACGAAUGGCGAAGAUUGGGCUUCCCAAGGGGCCUGUUCAGAGAGGGAAGGAAAGCGGCAAAUGUAUCGGGAUUACCUUAGCCCCGUGCUUGCUUUCUUCCCAGAAGACCAUAGAUAG
Messenger RNA from Colletotrichum graminicola M1.001, 726 nucleotides. RefSeq lists its product as uncharacterized. The transcript is spliced from 2 exons. The record is from RefSeq and is a predicted model, not a curated record. Bases 1 to 726 code for a protein of 241 amino acids. NCBI's taxonomy places the organism in Eukaryota, Fungi, Ascomycota, Sordariomycetes, Glomerellales, Glomerellaceae.